Molecule: messenger RNA, 5730 nt
Organism: Psammomys obesus (fat sand rat)
Lineage: Eukaryota; Metazoa; Chordata; Mammalia; Rodentia; Muridae
Gene: Znf366
Product: zinc finger protein 366
Exons: 5
Coding region: 87-2300 (737 amino acids)
Biological process (GO): regulation of transcription by RNA polymerase II
Molecular function (GO): transcription corepressor activity; RNA polymerase II cis-regulatory region sequence-specific DNA binding; DNA-binding transcription factor activity
Source: RefSeq, a predicted model, not a curated record
GAGAGGGAAAGGCAAGAGACAGCCAGAGACCAGGUAAAGCGGUGGGGCUGCAGCCACAGCCCUCAGGAGCUGGGAAACUGCCAAGGAUGCAGAAGGCAAUGAAGAUGGUCAAAGAUGAGGAUGGGCCCUUCAACGCUGCUACGAAAAGCAUUCCCUCCUUUCCUCACUGCCUCCAGCCCGAGGCUCCCGGAGGGAGGGCUCCCCAAAGACACCCCUUCCCGGAAACCCUUCGGGGCCCCUUCUCCCAGUUUCGGUAUGAACCUUCUCCAGGAGACCUGGACGGAUUCCCGGAGGUCUUCGAGGGAGGUGGGUCCCGGAAGCGGAAGAGCAUGCCCACGAAGAUGCCUUACCACCACGCCGCGGAGGAAGCCGCGGCUGCCGAGGAGAGCAAGAGCCUGGGCCCCCCGAACCUCGCUCUGCUCUUCCCGCAGCCGCAGCGCCCCAAGUGCGACUCCCAGAUGAUCGACCUGUGCAACGUGGGCCUGCAGUUCUACCGCAGCCUGGAGCCCCUCGGGGGCAAAGCCGUCAAGCAGGAGCCGCUGAAGCCCAGCGCCGUGUGGCCGCAGCCCGUGCCUCCCGCCUUCCUGCCCGCGCCCUACCCCUACUACCCCAAAGUCCCCCCGGGGCUCGUGUUCCCCUUCUUCGUGCCCUCGUCCUCGCCCUUCCCCUUCAGCAGGCACACCUUCCUGCCCAAGCAGCCCCCCGAGCCGCCGCUACCCCGGAAGGCCGAGCCCCUGGAGAGCGAGGAGGCCAAGCAGAAGGUGGAGAGGGUGGACGUGAACGUGCAGAUCGACGACAGCUACUACGUGGACGUGGGCGGGGCCCAGAAGCGCUGGCAGUGCCCCACGUGCGACAAGUCCUACACGUCCAAGUACAACCUGGUGACGCACAUCCUGGGCCACAGCGGGAUCAAGCCGCACGCGUGCUCCCGCUGCGGGAAGCUCUUCAAGCAGCUCAGCCACCUGCACACCCACAUGCUGACGCACCAGGGCACGCGGCCGCACAAGUGCCAGGUGUGCCACAAGGCCUUCACACAGACCAGCCACCUCAAGCGCCACAUGAUGCAGCACAGCGAGGUGAAGCCGCACAACUGCCGCGUGUGCGGUCGGGGCUUCGCCUACCCCAGCGAGCUCAAGGCCCACGAGGCCAAGCACGCGAGCGGACGCGAGAACAUCUGCGUGGAGUGCGGCCUCGACUUCCCCACCCUGGCCCAGCUCAAGAGGCACCUCACGACGCACCGGGGCCCCAUCCAGUACAGCUGCUCCGAGUGCGACAAGACCUUCCAGUACCCGAGCCAGCUGCAGAACCACAUGAUGAAGCACAAGGACAUCCGGCCCCACAUCUGCUCCGAGUGCGGCAUGGAGUUCGUGCAGCCGCACCACCUCAAGCAGCACUCGCUCACCCACAAGGGUGUGAAGGAGCACAAGUGCGGAAUCUGUGGGCGUGAGUUCACCCUGCUGGCCAACAUGAAGAGACACGUGCUGAUCCACACCAACAUCCGUGCCUACCAGUGUCACCUCUGCUACAAGAGCUUCGUGCAGAAGCAAACCCUCAAGGCGCACAUGAUUGUCCACUCCGACGUGAAGCCUUUCAAAUGCAAGCUGUGUGGGAAGGAAUUCAACAGGAUGCACAACCUGAUGGGCCACAUGCACCUGCACUCGGACAGCAAGCCCUUCAAGUGCCUCUACUGCCCGAGCAAGUUCACGCUGAAGGGGAACCUGACCCGGCACAUGAAGGUGAAGCACGGGGUGAUGGAGCGAGGCCUUCACGCUCAAGGUCUGGGCAGGGGACGACUGGUCCUGGCUCAGUCCACAGGUGUGCUGAGGAACCUGGAGCAGGAAGAGCCCUUUGACCUCUCCCGAAAGUGCAGCGCGAAGGGGCCAGUGUUCCAGUCAGAUGUUGACAGCACACAGAGCUGCCUCUACCAAGAGGAGGAGGAGGAUGGUGAGGACAACUGCUGUGGGGUGGGACCCUACAGCCCCAGCGUGGCCACAGAGAGCCAACCGCUCUGCGCGCCUGAGGAUCUGUCCACCAAGCAGGAGCAGGCCCUGCAGGGCCCUGGGGAAGAACACGAGGACCAGGAUGCUCCAGAAGAGCAGCGGGAGGACAGUGGCAAGGACACGGAGGGCAGAGGCACAGACUGCUCCCUCAGAGACGAGCGCCCGGGCAGCGGGAUGUUGCAAAGCAGCAUGCAGAGCCCCCCGUUUUCUGAUUACUUAUACUUCAAGCACAGAGAUGAGGGUUUAAAAGAAUUACUGGAGAGGAAAAUGGAAAAACAAGCAGUCCUUUUGGGUAUCUAAGUGGACAGCUUUAAAAUUACAUUUGGAAAAUGAGAUCUAGGCAGUUCAAAUACAGCUUUCCGCGUGAACUGUCAUUUGCUGGGGACGGGCAAGUGGCGCCCGUCUUUACAAAUGGCUCAGACUAAACGUGUGGGUAACACAAAUGCUUCUCAGGUCGUUCCUUGGGCACUUGGCAAUUUCAUACACGUGCAGGGGCCCUUUGGCGUUAUUUUACACAUCACACACAUGACGAACUGUGCAUUCUUCUAGAUAGCCAACUGCAAGCUGAGCUCAAGGUGCUUUUAGAAAGUGUUUUCUCCUAACAUGCAAUAAGGCAAAUGUAUUUCUAGUGGCAAAACCGUGGUGCUCAUGUUACCUUAUUAGUGACUAUUUAGUUGCAUUUAUGUUACAAUAUCAUAGGGGAAAAUAUUAGUAGUUGUAUAUGUAAAAAUAUAGCCACUAUUAGAUGAUAGAAACACGGAAAAUGAAGCAAGAGAUGAGCUAUUGGGAAGGCUGUACUCAAGAAGUUCCUGCAAAUGUGAGAUGGGGUUUCCAGAGAAGGAGAAUCAUUUUGACAAGAUGGGACCAGGCGAUGCUUAGAAACCUGGUCCGGUCUUCUGUCCUGCUUCAGUUUCCCUGGUCAAUGGGACAUUUUGGACACCCCUGUAGAUAUAUGGACAAUGCUUGGGAGUCCCAGCUCUUCAGGCCAGACCCCUGUCCAAGAAGAAGCCCCUCACAGAGAUCACUGCCAUCUUGUUCUGAAGCCAUGUGCCUCAUGAAGCAGCUAAAAGGACUGUUGCCACAGUGAGCAGUGGAGCUUGGGCUGUGAAAUGGGUUCAGGACUUCUCCCUAAAAGAAGCUCUGACUUAUUUAGGGAGAGGAAUGAUUGCCCACCAGUCGCUGUAGUCGGAGAGCAGGUUGCAUGUGAGAACCACCCAGUAGGUCCUUUAGAAAACACGGAUGUAGCUAGGCAUGGUUGCUCACAACGGUAAUACCAGCACACGGGAAGCUGAGGCAGGAUUGCCUUGUGUUUGCAACCAGCCUGAACUACAAAGUAAAACCUUCUCUUAAAGAAAAAAAAAAUGGAAACAAGCAAAAGCCUGCAGUACUGGGGCUUCCCCCGUAAGGUUCUGAUUUAAUCCAUCUGGUUGGGGGUCCCUGCACUGGGCACAAAAAAGAAGAGUUCUGGUUUGACGUAGCCCUCGCCCAGUUCUGUGUCUCCUGGGACUCCUUCCCAGCGUUCUUACACAUUUCUGAUCCUGUCUUUAGAUGUAAUGAGGUGGAGGACAGGAGAGCUGCAACCACAAUGCUGACUUCAGUCUUUGUUCCUGUUCUGUCAUUCUCCCAAGGAGACCACACACACACACACACACAUACACAAUGUAGAUUUACAUACACACGCAAGUGCGCAUGCGCACACGCUCGUGUGUGUGUGUGUGUGUGUGUGUGUGUGUGUGUGUGUGUGUGUGUACCAGAAGACAAAGCCUAUGGUGUUUGUAGACACUUAGUGUGUUAACGGAUUCAUGGCUGGCCUAUGAUGUCUCUUACUCUUGCCCAGAUGCUUGAACAGCUGUAGCAGUAAACUGGAGCAUUAUGAUGGAUUUUUCUGGACCUCUUAGGUGGGUUUUCUUAGACUUUGCCACCAUGGAAAGCAAUGCUGACUGGGGGUUGCUUUCAUGACACUGACUCAUGGUAGGUACUAGACUGUGUUUGUAUGAAACCUGCCUGUUGGUUGAGAAUGUCAGUAUUCUUGGGAAGGCCAGUUCUAGUGACUGCCUUGCUUCCUGUCCUCCCCAAGUCCCAGCACACUCCUUUAGAAGUCCCAGUGUGGCUCUAACUGCUGGCUGCAACAUUCUCUGUCAGCCAAGCUGCUUCUCCAUGGGUCUCAUCCAGUCCCUACCAUUCACCUGUGUGCUUUAAGAAUCUCUCCCCCAGUUCUCCUACCAACAUCCUAAAGUCCCUUUCUUUGUCAUGGCUGUCACUGUGAAGAACAAAAAGUGUAUGCAUUUCCUACUGCCACCUGUAUAUGUACCUGGGUCACAAACCCUGCGAAGGGGAUGGAUAGUGGGGAGAUCACUCUGGAUUUCUAUGAUGACAAGCACAAUUCUGGACAAAGACUUGUUGCAGGUCUUCAGAUGGACAAGAUCCCUUCCCCUCACUGUGAAUGAAGCUUUCUGGUGCCUUUGAUAAAAGUGUCCAGGAAGCUUCAUUCAGAAACCAAAAACUGAGGCACAUGUGCUGGGCCUGACCAGAGUUCCACACUCUUCCACGUGCCUCUGGGUACCCUGCUGGAAGAGAAGAAACUAGGAAAGUCUAGAGGAGCAAGAUCAAGUCAGUCCCAAACCAACCUUGUGGGAAUGUUUGAGGAACCAGUUGUCUGGGAGAGAGAAUGGUCUAGAAUGGUGGUUUGUGAGCAUGUUUUGAAGAGUUGCAGGUCCCAUCCUAAGCCCCUCCAGAGCUGCUAAGAAAGGAGAUACCCAGCUCCCACGCCCAUUUCACUCAGAGCAGCAGAAGUCCUCUGUGGGAUAUGUUAGGAUCCUGAGUGAGAUUUCAUGGAGGGAGAAGGACCCAGAGAAGUUAACCUCACUGAGUACAGAGUGUGCCCCUAAGCCUGGCAUGAAAAGCUUAGUACGGCUUAAACCUACACUCCCCCGAAAGGGAAGCUAACCCCAUGUUUCAUAUGUGGAGGCAGUCUUCAUUACACCUGUUAUCCUAAGGCAUUGUUCCUCAAAAGCAUCCCAGUGAAUGUGAUCAGGUUCCCAGACAUUGGGAAAGGCAUGGCCAACCUUGAUCAAAUUAACCAGAUACAAAUCUGAAGUAGGAGCCCACCUCAGAGAACCAAGGAAUAAAGCCGUCCAAGCUCACCAGCACUCCAAAGCCAUGCCCUUCACUGCAUUAUAGAAUUCUGAAAAUAGGUCAGAACCAAAUGCUUUCCAGGCUUUUAACCAUCACUUUAAGCCAGCUAAAGGUCCAGCCAAGGGGCAUAUUUGUCUCUUGCCCUUUUUUUCAGGCUUGUGAUGAUCCUCCUAAAUGUUUUGUAUUCCUCUUUCAUCCUUUUAUUUUUUUAAAACUUGGAUAUUUCUUUGGCCAUCACACUGAAACCAAUCUCUCCAAGCCAAAAGGAGCUAAUGGAUAUAUCUGGACAUAAGUAGCUAUAGGCAAAAGCUCAGUCAGUGUGCAUUCUGUAUUUAUUGAGCCCCAAAGACAUUCGAUAAAAUAUUAACCUGUUUUGAGUUAAGAUCUUUGUCUGCUUUGCUGAGACAAAAAUGUAACCAAGGUAACAUUUGAAAUCCUUCACAUAUCUGGACAUUACACCAAAUGUUUUAUACAGGUGUAUACACCCCCCCCACUCCCCCACCCCUGUUCAUCUCCCCCCACAGAGUUCUGGCUCACCAGUUAGAAACCAAAACUCCACAUGUCUAGCAACCCAGUUGUGAAUAUUGCUUCUUGU